UUACCAGGGAGACGGUUACUAGGGGAACACUAGUCGGCCGGUGAGACGGGUUCUAAAUGAAAGGCGGUAUAGAAGAAUAAUACACUGAUAAUUUACUGGAUUAGGACUGAGGGAAACAUGUCGGAUCAGACUAAACCAGCAAACGAGCAGGACUAUGUUGGGCAGAUCAAAGGAGGCCUUCGCCCUGCUAUGAGACUGGUAGUGAUGGGCAUCAUUCACAGACAAGCAAAAAGUAUGGUGGUAUCGUUAUCCUGCCCCUCUCAGGAGGAAGGUGAGGAGGUACAGGAGGGAGAUGUGGGCUUACAGCUGACUGUGAUCUUCCCAGAGAAAGCUGUAAUUCGAAACUCCCGAAUGGAUGGAAAGUGGGGAACAUCAGAAAGAACCUUGUCUUUCUUCCCUUUCGCUAUCGGAGAGCCGUUUAAGAUGGAGAUUGUGUGUGAACAUCAACAGUUUCGGGUUCUGGUGGACGGUCAGCCGUUGUGCGGAUACACACACAGAGUGACCCAGCUAUCGUCCCUCACAUCCCUCCAUGUGUGUGGAGACCUGCAGCUCACCAAGGUCGCGUAAGAGCUAAACAAAAAUAUAAGGACAUUCCCGAGAUGAAAAUGCUAAACAUGAAUUCAACCACCUUUAAUUAAUGUUCUCAUAUUGAAUAAUGUCCUUAAUUUGUGUAGCUUCUAUAUUUGAAGAUUCGAUUCCUUGGUUAGAGAAGUUUGACCCUCAAAGUGACCAAUGAGGUUUGAACAAGGAUUCGUUACUAACAACAAAAACAGGCAAAAGCUUACAUGCAUACAUCAAACUGAUCAAUUACAUCAACAGCAAAUUCUAUAAACCACAAUUUCUCAGAGAUGCAAGCAAAAUGAUAAAAAAUGACAAUUCUAGUGCUUCUUAAAUAAUAAUGUACUUUCCCUACAUCUCUACCAAAUUAACUUUGACAGAGGCAAGGGAAAUCUCCUCUGUGUUUUACUAGUACAAAAGUGCCUUGACAUUUUUGUGGGCUUGAUGUCUUCAGUCUUCUCUGAAAGACUGCUGAGAUAAUAAUGUACAUGGUGCUAUUUAACAGGGUGGUUUUCCCUAUCAUGAACAAUAUUCAACAAGUUUAACAUUCAUAUACAUCGAUCAGCCAUAACAUUAAAACCACCUCCUUGUUUUUACACUCACUGUCCAUUUUAUCAG
Molecule: messenger RNA, 1176 nt
Organism: Trichomycterus rosablanca
Lineage: Eukaryota; Metazoa; Chordata; Actinopteri; Siluriformes; Trichomycteridae
Product: Galectin-related protein A-like
Exons: 4
Coding region: 118-567 (149 amino acids)
Molecular function (GO): carbohydrate binding
Source: RefSeq, a predicted model, not a curated record